AGCUCAGGAGGCAAGGGUGACGAUGAUGUUUGCUUGUUCGGAGCAGUCCGGACGGGAAACAACAAGGAGAUCAAUGGCUCGUUCAAGCUGGGAGCUGCUCGCGUUCUUCACGGGUGGCAGAUGCAGUGCCUAGGCCCCGCCCACCAGGACAACGCCAACAUGAACGGGACGGCCGAGCAGGCCGACAUCCUGCCGCCCAACUGCAUGGUCAAGGACCGAUGGAAAGUGCUGAAGAAGAUUGGCGGCGGCGGUUUCGGCGAGAUCUACGAGGCGCUGGAUCUGCUGACUCGGGAGAACGUGGCCCUCAAGGUGGAGUCGGCCCAGCAGCCCAAACAGGUCCUCAAGAUGGAGGUGGCCGUGCUCAAGAAGCUGCAGGGUAAAAACCACGUGUGCAAAUUCAUCGGCUGCGGCAGGAACGAUAAAUUCAACUACGUGGUGAUGCAGCUUCAGGGUCGCAACCUGGCCGACCUGCGGCGCAGCCAGCCUCGAGGGACCUUCACCAUGAGCACCACGCUCAGGCUCGGCAAGCAGAUCCUGGAGUCCAUUGAAGCCAUUCACUCGGUCGGGUUCCUCCACCGGGACAUCAAACCUUCCAACUUUGCAAUGGGUCGCCUGCCGUCCACGUACAGGAAGUGCUACAUGCUGGACUUUGGUCUGGCCCGCCAGUACACCAACACCACCGGCGAGGUCCGGCCGCCCAGGACGGUAGCGGGAUUCCGCGGGACAGUCCGUUACGCUUCGGUCAACGCGCACAAAAACAAGGAAAUGGGUCGCCACGACGACCUGUGGUCGCUCUUCUACAUGUUGGUGGAGUUUGCCGUCGGCCAGCUGCCUUGGAGGAAAAUCAAAGACAAGGAGCAAGUGGGUCAAAUCAAAGAGCGCUACGACCACCGCAUGUUGCUCAAACACAUGCCGUCCGAGUUCAACGUCUUCCUGGACCACGUGCUCGCCCUCGACUACUACACCAAACCCGACUACCAGCUUCUGAUGUCAGUGUUCGAGAGCAGCAUGAAGGAACGGAUCAUCACGGAGAACGAGCCUUUCGAUUGGGAGAAGGCGGGGAGCGACGUCACCGUGUCCACCAGCGCCUCCACCCAACCGCAGCACAACACGCGGCCCACCGCCGCCAUGCUGGGGGCCAUCGUGACGCCGGUGCCCGGAGACCCCCAGCGCGAGAACACUGACGACGUCCUUCAGGACGAGCACCUGAGCGACCAGGAGAACGCUCCGCCCCCGCCGGCCCGACCCCUUGGCGAGUCGCUCGGCCAGCGUGGCGGCGAGCCCGGCGAACCCUGGGAGGACACGGACUUCAACCGCAACAGACUCAGGAUCAGCUUGAACAAGGAGGAAGAGGCCCCGGGGCACGCCGUCUGUCCGGUGUCGCCGGUUCGGGGCGGAGCUCCCGAUUCACCGACGGGCCAGGGGCGGUCCUUAAGAUACCGUCGAGUCAACAGUCCCGAGUCGGAACGUCUGUCCGCCGCCGAGGGACGCGGGGACGCCUAUGGACAGAGGUCUCGUAUGGACAUGCUGGGCUCUCCUUCGCGCCACGUGUACUCGUCGCAGCCGGCGCAGAUGCUGUCGGUGGACCCCGGUUGCCGUGGCGAUCGGCAGGCCAGCGGCAGGCAGGAAGUGUCGGCGGCGUCGGCCGACCAGGAGGCUCACAGCAACGCUUUCAUCCGCUCCGUGCCGCUCGCCGAGGAAGAGGACUUUGACAGCAAGGAGUGGGUGAUCAUCGACAAGGAGGCGGAGCUUCGAGACUUCCACCCCACCACGUCGGGCACCACCGACGAGGAGCCCGAGGAGCUGCGCCCGCUGGAGGAGCAGGACGAGCGGAGGAAGACCAGGGCGGGGCCAGACCUGGUGGUCCGCCCCAAGACGCAAGGCCGGGGAUUGCUCAUGCUCACCGAGGAGGAGGCGGCGGCGCGGAGGAGCUUUGGUGCCGGCGCCAGCCCCGGCCACUCGGCGUGUCACUCGCUGCCGUCGGCGCGCCCUCGGCGGAGAGAGUCGGAGCCCAACGGACCGCAGCGGCCGUUGACCUCUCCGACCUCACCCGCGGCCUCCUCGCCGCCAGCCUCGCCCGACUACCGCACCAAAGGCGACGAGCGCGAGCGCUUCCACAUCUUGCCCAAGCUGCAGGCCAAGCGCGGCGACUUCCUGACGGUGAUGCUGACGGGGAGUCUCCCACAGCGGCGCGCCUUCGCCGCCAGCGACGACACCCCGCAGGAACCCGGCGGCCCCAAAGACGACGACGUGACCAAGAGCCAGUCCGACAGCGAGGCCAGUCCCAAGAGCUCCGAGCGCAGCCAGGACGCCGCGCCUUCCACGCUCAUGGCCGAGGACCAGCGCGGCGCCAGGGAGCACCCUUCCGAGGCCGACCCCGACCUGGAGGACGCCUCCAAGACCUUGGUCCUCUUCUCCCCGGGUGACACUCGCAAGUCCCCCUCCGGGGAGCAGGCGGCCGAGGGCGAAUUGUCCACCCCUUCCGGAGCCAUCCCCCGCCAGGAACGGGACUCCGAGAUGACUCGCCUGUCAGAGACGCUGUCUCCCGCCGCUCUGCGACUGGACGCGCGGCCGCCCACCCCUGUCGCGCCAGCGUCGCCCCCCUUUACCAAAGUGGAGCGUACCUUUGUCCACAUAGCAGAGACCUCCCACCUGAAUAUCAUGUCUUCCAACGGGCACGCCGCUCGGGAGACGGAAGGCUCGGCACCCCAGCCUCCGGUCCGAGAUGCUUGGGAGCCGUCCGAGAGCCGUCCGGCCGAGACCAGCGUCUUUUCGUCGGAACCUCCGCAUUCGGCCGAGCCUCUGCGCCAAAAAUCAUCCAACGAGGAAGCCUCUCCGACGCGCACCAAAUCGGAACCUCCCGUGGCCCUCGGGAGCCAAAUCAGGAGCAGAAUUCCUCUUCUGAUCUCAGAGUCCGAGGUGCGGCGCUCCCCGUCGGCCCGGGCUCGCCUUCAGCGACACGGCGACGUGGACUCGCCCCGGGUGCUGGUGCGGAGGCAACAGAGUCGCUGGAUGCGGAGGCGCCUCUGCUCCGGGACCUCGUCCUCGUUGUCCUCGGGGGACGGCGAGUAUCGCGGGCCCUCGGAAAGCUUGUCCGCCGCCGGAUCGGAGGAGGACACGCGCGCCUCGGACCGAGCGGAGAGGAACUCCGGCGUCCCCCGAUCAGACCGGCGGGACCGGGUGGGGUCCGGGAGCCGGAUCCCGAGGCCUAUCGGAAGACCUCCCGGGAAAGCGCCCGCAGCUCAGUCUCCUCUGGUGUCGUCUGCGUCAUCUUCCACUCCCAGGAAGCAAAAGAGUCAACCAAAGUCUGCAGCCAGAUCGUCGUCCGGGUGCCCACGCACGGCCGGCGCUGCCUGCGACCAGGCCGGCAGCCCUCGUGCGCCCCUGCGAGUCCUCUCGGGGUCCCGCCGCAGCCUUAGCUCCACCCACUGCAGGACCGACAGCCCGUCCCCCCUGAGAGGGCCGCCGCUGUCUGUUCGAGCCCCGACCGUGCCCGUGCUGCCGCCCAGGAAUCUGGCGGCGGCCAUUCGGCGCAGCGCCUCGCAGGAGCCGGCGUCGUCGGGUGGCGUCGCCUCCGCCAGGUGGUCCCGCUUCAAAACGCCAGUCAAAGGCAGCUCCAGGGAGAAGGCCCUGUCCGCUAGAUAAUACUAAGAGCUCCACUUUUUGUUUGCCCUGUGGACUUCCCGAACUUCUCUGGCGGUGGCUGACUCAGCAUGCGUCAAUCCCCACGAAUGCUGUAAAUAAUCCGUCCUAUUUAUCCAAUCAUUAAUCAAUCCAUUUCCCUUGA
This is a messenger RNA of Syngnathus typhle (broad-nosed pipefish), 3787 nucleotides long. It is a transcript of the gene ttbk1a, whose product is annotated as tau tubulin kinase 1a. Bases 121 to 3645 code for a protein of 1174 amino acids. The transcript has 17 exons. Gene Ontology annotation, cellular component: nucleus; cytoplasm. The record is from RefSeq and is a predicted model, not a curated record. NCBI's taxonomy places the organism in Eukaryota, Metazoa, Chordata, Actinopteri, Syngnathiformes, Syngnathidae. Gene Ontology annotation, molecular function: protein serine/threonine kinase activity; ATP binding. Gene Ontology annotation, biological process: signal transduction; peptidyl-tyrosine phosphorylation; peptidyl-serine phosphorylation.